UCCGUCCCUCCUUCCAAGUGCUGGACUAAACGCAAACACAAACCUAGGCUGACAUACACACCUUGCCGCUCCGAAUCCGAAGUGUGAAAAGCAAAGCAAUCCUAUCACUCAAAACUUCCCGCUCCUAUAUACGCGCAGUCGCGACACAUUCGCAACUGAACCACUUCCCACCACCAUCACCCCCUCCUCCGCCGCGAUGUCCAACGCGCCGACUCUGAUCAAUCUUCCUCCGCCGCCGAGCGAUCCUCAAACUCCCAGCGAGGUUCCAUCGCGCAGCGGCACGCCCAACUCGACCACCACCUCCAUGAGCGAGCUCUCCACAGUCGCAAUCAAAGACGGUCACCGCGGCCACCUCCCCCACCACCAGCACAGCCAAGGGCCCUCCGGCCUUUCCAACCAACUCGACGCCGAACGCGCUGAUCGCAUCUCCCGCCUUGCUGGCCUCGAACGCGUCACCACCGCUCGCAACCCUCAGACACCAGGCAGCACCGGCAACCUCACGCCCGCGGGUGGUGUGCACGGCGCCCAACAAGUACCACCCGCUGUCAGCUAUUUCGACUCAACUGGCAACCCAGCUCUCGGCCGCGAACGUAGCACCGUCGGCAGUGCCUCAGCUACCGGCUCCGUAGGCGCUCGCACUACAUGGGCCGGCAGCGAAGCAGGCGGAGACUUUGACAAGAUGUCCGAGAGUCAAGACAUGGACAUGGACACUUCGUCCGUGGGCGGCAUGAGCGAUAUGGAUCGAGACACUGGUUCGCUCGUAGGUUUUGGCGAAGGAGCUCGAACACCUGCGCGCCAGAGCACCGUGGGUCCUACGAGCAGCGGUGUACCCGGCAGUCGAUCGGGUCCCGGUACCACGCCAACUGCGAGCCAAAGCCGAUUUAUCGACGGGAUGACAUAUGACGAGGGCGUCGUGGACACGAGUACGUCGGGUGCUGGACGUUCGGGUCAGCAAGAGGCGGAGCGCAUUAUGCGUGAGAACAUGGACACGACGAGCGAUGACCGCAUGGGCCCAUCUGGCUCGAACAUGGGAAGGCAUCAGGGGCCUGACCUGGGACGGUUCGGAUUUGAGAAGUAGCGGCGUUACAAAAUCCAGUACAACUGACCGGCUCCUUUGACGGUCUCUCUGGUACGAUGAGAAAAGUGCUUCUAGGCGCUGCUGGACAGAGCUUGCGAGAAGGCGAACAAUUUUGGGCGUUAGGGAUGGGCGGAGAGACCAACGUGAGCGACAUGAUUAUUCUGUGAGGUUCCUUCACGGAGAGAUGAGCAUCUUGCUCGGGGAUUGGCAACGGGAACAGGUCACUCGGAUUGACCAGAUUAGCGUGAGGUCUGAUGAUAUGAUACCAAGAAGAAAACUUACCGGAUCAGCAAUAGCUUCUCUCACUUCUGAAAGCCGCUAUGAGCUAUAUGCUGAGUCUAUGGAGAAAAAUGCAAAUGCAAUGUAUGAUGGCGACGACGAUCGUACAUGGAGGAGUUGCUCUCUCCUUGCAACGAUAGCGUGCCUUUUGGUCAUGAAAGUCGUAAUGUACCAUUUCUCCUUCCAAUUAUAUUUCCGUUGGCCUCGUUCCGCCAUACCCAUCUCUAUCGAGCCACUUCACUUUCGCACGUCUUCCUUCCUCGCCCCUCUUGCGACCGCCACUCUACGACGUCACUUUCAUCUUCCCUUUCCUCAAAUCCACCACUUCAAACUGCAGACCUGGCCCUUCAACCACGUGGCCCGGUCGAAGUGCAUCCGUGUACAACCGGUCCUCGUCGUGCGUGUGGAAAAUUCCCGGCUUCCUGCACUCCAGCACAUGUGGCAGGCCAGGCGGGUCUGUCAAGCGAAAAAUGCCCCAGUCGGGAUUAUGUCGUGGUGCACAGACGAUUGCGAUGGCUUCGGGCAACAUGACUUGGUAUCCGGAGCUGGUGUGAAGGUCUCGUGAAGAGAGAAAGCAGGAUUGCGAAGGGUGAGUGUGGAUCCAGCCCAUGACUAGGAGGUCAUUGCUGUCGCAGUAGGAAAACAGAUCGAUCUCACCUUGGUCGGUGGUGUCGCACGUGUCUGAGGUGGAGGUUUGGUCUGGGAUGAUGAGAGUGUUGAUGAACAGGGCGUUGGCGAUGAUGGUUCCGGCGAGGAUACCGCAUGUUUCGAGGUUGCGGGAUGUGUUGGGGUCUGCGAGAUUGAGGAAUUGGGUGCGAAGGUCCGGUGGAAGUAGGACGGUGCGGAGGGGUGCACCGGCUUCGGUGAAAGCGGUCGGUUUGAAGGUGUACUUUGAGGGCACUUGAGGAGAAGAUGGUGGGGGCCCGGGCGUCUCGAGAGAAUCUGGUCGUGGGGGCCUGGGAGGAGGCUGACGUCUUGGAAGUUCAGAGGCGCUGUGUUUGUGGAGCGAUUCCUUUGCUGGACGAGCAGGUGGAAUCGGCAUUGUAUAUCGAGAUUGGGGCAUGGAGGGCUGAGUCGGUGGCGUAUUCCAUUCCAUACGACUUUCUUUUUGAGGCACCGAUGGAUAACUGAAUGUUGAACUCAUCGACUGGUCCCCAUUCGAUCCAUUGCGAGAUCGAAGCGAUUGUUGCUGCAACUGCUGGCCAACUGCUCGCACACCGUCAUCAUGUCCUUGUGAAGGUCCGUGUGUACCUGCAUAAUCGCCAUAGUCCGGUGCCACGAGGCCACGACGUCGUUCUGCUACAGUCGCGGCGGGAAUGCCUGCCUCCGUCGUCGACUUUCUUGAUGCAUCGCGACGUUUCAAUUCGCGCUGAGCAAGAUUGACAGCGAACUCUCUAUUGUCCAUUGCACUCAAUGAUGAGAUUGGACUCGGAGGACGGCUGCUCAUCGAAGCAAUUGAGGUUCUGCGAGAAGGAUCGUAUGACAGUCGUCUUGCGGCUUGGUCAAAUUCUUGCUGCGCGCGUUGCCUCUCUGCACUUCGUCUAUCCAUCGCCUUGGCAUAACGCUGGUAGUCCUGGGUGAUUCGUGGUUUCCAUUGUUCAAGUUUCACAAGGUUUCGCUGGACAGUCUUUCGAGCCUGUGAUAACUCGAGCUUGUAACGUGGAUCUCGGUAGUCUGGGUGCUCAGGCAAUUUGCUCAGAAUGAGAUCGGCAUGGCGGUAAAGAUAUAGAUAAGCAGUGGCUAAAUUGCCUUCUUGCUCGCAUAUGGAGGCCUCGGUGAGGAGCAUUUUCGCCGCUCGGAGCCAUUGUUGCAGAGGACGAUUUGUGUUGAACUCGAAUUGCUGCGCUUCUUGCACGAGAUCCUCCACGCUCCUCGGAGUGGAUAGAGCUGCAUGGUGGCGGGACAAAGCCAUCGCUGCUCCUGAGACCGCCUUCCUCCUCUUAUUCGAAGCUUAUAGAAAGAUCAUCGUCUGAGGCCAGUUGUUUGCCUCCUUGCUAGACGUGUGACUUGGGUUUCGCUCAGCUGACAUGGAGUCUGCCUGGGCUUUUGUGAUGUCGUCGGUGUCUUGAAGAAGUGCACACCGUUUUGAGUAAGUUUGGGGGCA
Cercospora beticola is the source of this 3461-nucleotide messenger RNA. RefSeq lists its product as uncharacterized. NCBI's taxonomy places the organism in Eukaryota, Fungi, Ascomycota, Dothideomycetes, Mycosphaerellales, Mycosphaerellaceae. The record is from RefSeq and is a predicted model, not a curated record.